UUGUGAGUAGCUAAAAGAAGUAAACAGUGGACCGAGAAGAAGUCGUUGGUUGGGCCCUUUCGAAAAGGCUUCAAUACUGUGGUUGUUUUCUUUUAAUAUGUUUGCUGUCGAUAGUUAAUGCAGAUGAAAACCAGUUCCAAACGUCUCAGGCGCCCUUCAUAUUCACCCAGGAAGAUAUCAAGAUUUGUGUGACCGAGAUGGCACUCUGGUCAGUCGCGCUGGCUGUGGCACUGGUGACGACGAAGGCGAGGUCGACCCAAGAUGACCUAGGAAUGAACGGUGCCAAGGAUGACCCGCGAGGAGGACUCUCCUUCAUCCUCCCUGCGCCAUAUAAGGAGCCAGACCCGCAGCCAGGAACCGGGGCCAGAAAUCCUUUUCUCCGCCUGAAGUCCCUCGAGGUUGAGGCUCCUCCCCAGAGCGCCGUGACGAGGAAGCCCGGUAUAGUCGUCAGGUAUGUUGACGACCAUGAGGAGGUCUUCGAGGAUGACCAUCAGCAGCACGACCUCGACGGCGAGAGGGUCCGGCGUCAGGCAGUCUCCCCGGAAGAGGCAGGGGGCGAAGCGGACUCCGGGAGGGCGCCUGGCCGGAGCGGGGCAGGUCCUCCUCGCGAGUCCGAUCUCGGCGAAACGGAAAACGGCGGAGAUGAAGCGGAGUCUGGAGGCGCAGAAGGCAAAAGCGCAAGUUCCGGAGCGGGAGAUGACGUGAAGGAGAGAGGCAGAGCUACCGAAGGGGAAGAGCAGGAAACGCCCCAGAUCGCCGUCACGUCGGAACCCAGCGUCGCCCAUGGGGAGGACGAAACCAGAGCCCCGGGCGUGACAGCCGCUAGCAACGCAAAUCGCUCGCUGCAAAACCGACCUCUUACACGCACCACCGACGGAGCCGAAGGAUUAGGAACCGAAGCAGAGACGACCACAGCCAAGCGAGCACGCCAGAGGGAGCGCCAACCCCCCUCCGGCAGAGAGUUAGCCGACGUGCAGGAAAUGUCAUCCUCGCUUGGCUUCUCGGUCCGCCAGUAUUACCAAGACCUUCUCAACUACUACUCGCUCUACCAGGUGCCGAGCAACCCCCUGGCGCUCGAUCCAGGGCGUGCGGCUUACGAGGCCCCCGGAGCCGAGUCUGGGAUCUACGCGCACACGCCCUACGACCAGAGCCUCCCUCACUACUACGUGGUCUAUCCCUACGGCUCGAGCUGGGCGCCGGCAGGAGGGUCCGCGCUGAAGCAGAACUUCCGUCCAGCGGUGUCUGAGGCGGCGGAGAGGGACGUGUACCGGCUCACCAUGGACCAGCUGCAGGAGGCUCUUCGGGCGCCCAGGGACCAGCCGGACGACGAGGAACCCCCCAACCCUUCUGCCAUACCUCCAACCAACCCCAACGAACCUCAAAUGAACCCCGAGAAACCUCCAGCGAACCCCAACGAAGACCCAACGAACCCCCAGGAGCCGCCGUCUGCUUCGGAGGCUCGAACACCGUCUCGCAUUCCGAACCAGUUGCGAACUCUCUUUUCCCGGGUUGGCCGCGGGUCCGCCCCCAGUUGUCAGGCAGGAAAGUGUGAGGCAGGAAGAGACGCAACGACAACGGCACCGGGCGUCGAGGAAGGAGACGACCCUCCCCCUGGAUCCCUUGGCGGACGACUGAGAUACACCCAGCCGUUCGUGUACACUUUCCCCCUCUCUCGCCGGGGUCUGUCCUGGCCCUUCGGUUACGACCUGGCACGCGCUCCGGUCCACUACCCGUCGACGCACCUCGUUGGACCUCAUCGGCUGAAAGUUCCUUCCGCAUAUUUUGAACCGCGCGACAGGGAACCGACUUCAGGAAACAGACCCCAUGGUUCAUACACUCCCUCGAAAGAACAUGCAGGGUGGGUCCAAGAUGGCCAGAAUGGAAAUGGAGCCGGAGACACGACGCGCCUAACCUACGCCUCCCUUUCACCUUCGAACCACGAUCGCCAGGCCUAUAGCUUCCUCACAGAGAGGGACGCAACAGGUCUACCUCCCCACGAAGAAGCGGCAUAUGGUGAUCACUUCCAAUAUGAUUUACAGCUAGGGUAUAACAUCUACGAUAUUAACACAGGUGGUGAUCCUCCACUCAAUACACACCUCUCGGCCACGACUCAGAGCUUCAAUUCCCCGUGGAGUCUAACCCACACGCAUUUCAAAACAACCGCGAAUACCAAGCCAGUAUCAGAUGCCCAAGGAAAACACCAACAAGGCGAGGGUCCCGGAGCCAGGCAACCGGUGUAUGGAUUUCGUUUGGUUUCAGGUGAUCGCACAGAACUCCAUGAAGAGCAGCCAUACUACCUAUCCGUUGCAGAAGACGCGAGAGAGGAAGUUGAGCCAGAGCCCGUGAUUGUGCAAGAAGACAGACGCCAAAGAAAUUACGAGACAUUAUAUCCUUUCGUCAUUGUUCAUCACGGGCAAGAGCUCUAG
Penaeus vannamei (Pacific white shrimp) is the source of this 2426-nucleotide messenger RNA. NCBI's taxonomy places the organism in Eukaryota, Metazoa, Arthropoda, Malacostraca, Decapoda, Penaeidae. The record is from RefSeq and is a predicted model, not a curated record.